Fusarium coffeatum is the source of this 702-nucleotide messenger RNA. RefSeq lists its product as uncharacterized. NCBI's taxonomy places the organism in Eukaryota, Fungi, Ascomycota, Sordariomycetes, Hypocreales, Nectriaceae. Bases 1 to 702 code for a protein of 233 amino acids. The record is from RefSeq and is a predicted model, not a curated record. The transcript has a single exon.
AUGGCUGCCAAAUUCCUCACCACAGCUCUCCUAGCUGGGACAGUCCUCGCUAAAACAGAUCUCUCAGGCUGCACAACCUACGAUACAGUCGUCAGCAAUGCCGAUGGCAUGUACGCUACGAGAAUCUGGUACGUCCCCGACUCGGGCGAGAUCUGCGAUUUCCUCGACUGCGGCGGUGGCCGAGCUCCUCCCAAGACCACCGUCCCUGGAUGUGCUGCCUACGAAGGCACAGAGACAUACUCUCCUCUCUUUAUCGACCCCAAGACUCUUGGUUCUGGUCCUAUCAAGACUGGUGCCGCUAGUGAUGUGAGCGCGUCUGCUACCAUCACUGAGGCGCCUACUACUCAGACUGGUGCUGCCACUGAGGCUACAUCCGAGGCUGCUGAGACAGAGUCUGAGGCCGAGAGUGAAUCUGAAAUCGCCAGCAAGCCUAUUUACUCUACCAUCCGCAGAGCCAACGACACAGGUGCUUUCAACACACACUCUACACCCGGCCAUGCGACUCUCACUGCUUCUGCCUCUGCUUCCACCGGAGCCGGAUCCGGUACCGCAUCUUCCGGAUCCGAUUCUGGCUCCGCUGCCUCCGACUCCGAUUCCGCUUCUACACCGGCGUCUACCGUUUCCACCGCCGGUGCCGCGAUGCCCACAGCCGGUGCUUACCUCGCUCUCGCGGGAGCUGCCAUCUACGCUGGAAUGCUGUAG